Molecule: messenger RNA, 951 nt
Organism: Chaetura pelagica (chimney swift)
Lineage: Eukaryota; Metazoa; Chordata; Aves; Apodiformes; Apodidae
Gene: NTF3
Product: neurotrophin 3
Exons: 2
Coding region: 104-916 (270 amino acids)
Biological process (GO): memory; nerve growth factor signaling pathway; positive regulation of peptidyl-serine phosphorylation
Molecular function (GO): nerve growth factor receptor binding; growth factor activity
Source: RefSeq, a predicted model, not a curated record
CUCUGCACAACCCAAGCAGACCAACUUUGGGACUUUGAAUGAACAUAUUUACAUCCACCUUUCUCUUCAUGUCGACUUUUCUGGAAACAUUUACACGGAUGCCAUGGUUACUCCUACCACGAUCUUACAGGUGAACAAGGUGAUGUCCAUCUUGUUUUAUGUGAUAUUUCUCACUUAUCUUCGUGGCAUCCAGUCUACCAACAUGGAUCAAAGGAGUUUGCCAGAAGAUUCAAUAAAUUCCCUUAUUAUGAAACUCAUUCAGGCAGACAUUUUGAAAAACAAGCUUUCUAAGCAGAUGGUAGAUAUUAAGGAGAACUAUCAAAACACAGUGCAGAAGGCAGACACUCAGCAAGAGAUGGGUGGAGACGAAAAUGUGAAAUCAGACUUCCAGCCAGUUAUCUCAAUGGAUACAGACCUCUUGAGGCAGCAGAAACGCUACAACUCUCCUCGAGUCCUCUUGAGCGACAACACGCCGCUGGAACCGCCGCCACUGUACCUCAUGGAGGAUUAUAUUGGGAAUUCUGUGGUGGUGAACAGAACGUCCCGGCGGAAAAGGUAUGCAGAGCAUAAAAGCCACCGAGGGGAAUAUUCCGUUUGUGACAGUGAAAGUUUAUGGGUCACGGACAAAUCGUCUGCGAUUGACAUUAGAGGACACCAGGUAACUGUGCUGGGAGAAAUUAAAACAGGCAACUCUCCAGUUAAGCAAUACUUUUACGAAACGAGGUGUAAAGAAGCCAAGCCUGUGAAAAACGGCUGCCGUGGCAUUGAUGACAAGCACUGGAACUCCCAAUGCAAGACAUCCCAGACAUACGUUAGAGCACUGACUUCAGAAAACAACAAACUGGUGGGCUGGAGGUGGAUAAGAAUAGACACCUCCUGCGUGUGCGCCUUGUCGAGGAAAAUAGGAAGAACAUAAAUCUGCAUCUCUUUGCUAUAUAAAUUAUUACUUUA